[Torrubiella] hemipterigena is the source of this 2033-nucleotide messenger RNA. NCBI's taxonomy places the organism in Eukaryota, Fungi, Ascomycota, Sordariomycetes, Hypocreales, Clavicipitaceae. The record is from the annotation of a GenBank genome assembly.
GUCACCAUCACCAACAAAACACGUCCGGUUUGUCAACACAUAGAGCUAGACGUGCAAUUAAAAAAAGAUGCCACCGCGACACCACACGCUGCCCCCCGCGCAGACUAGCUCGGCCAGAGAGGCCCAAAAGUCCUUUUACUGCGAGCUCUGCGCAAAGGGCUACACGCGCAUGAACGACUACGAAGCACAUCUCAGCAGCUAUGAUCACAGCCACAAGCAGCGCCUCAAGGACAUGAAGGCCAUGGUCCGCGACUCGUCGGCCGGUGCCAGAGCGCGCAAGGCUGACGACAAGGCCGGCGGACUCUUGAGCAUCAAGCUACCCAGCAGUGGAGCGGGCGCUGCAAAUACCACUGCCGGUGCAGGAUUCAAAAAGGGAGGUUUUAAAAAGAGCGGCUUCAAGAGCACAAUGGCUCCUAUUCAGGGUGCUACGGUGCCUGUUCCUCAGCCUACUCAACAACCUACUGCUGCUGCUGCUGCUGCUGCUGCUCCAGCGAAGUUGCCAAUGGCUACUGACGAAAGCGACACCGAAGACGAAGGCUACGAAGUCUACGACCCUCGAUACCCGACCGAUUGAAGACAUGUUAAAAAGAGAGAUGCGAUUCUUGCUUCAUUCAUACAUCGUCACGACAUAAACUACGACACUUUUCUUGGUAUCAAGGCCACACCAAAUCAAACACCCCCAGGAAAAAAAAAGGUUAUAACGCCAAACCACUCCGACAGUAUUUUUAUGCUUCGCUUUACAUGCCAUUGCCCUGCUGCAUCCAUCGAUACGAUUCAAUAUUCGACAAAUCAGCUUCUAGCAGACCAACCAUGUUUCGGUUGCCCGAGAACCAGUCCGCAAUCUGCGCCACUUGGCUGCUAUUCUGCACAGAUGCCGCGACAUCUUGCUGCCCAGCGGCCGUGUUUGCGCCGCCGGCAUUGCCCAUGGUAUGGUCCUCCAUGGGAAUCAGGCCCAGCUGGCCCAUAUACAUUUCAAACUCGUCGCCCAUGGGCACGAAGCCCUGGUCCUGUGGGUGCUGCGUCUUGGUCUCGACAUAGAUAGCCAACACGUCGUACAUGACUUGGCACAGACGGUACAGCUUCUCCAUGGCCUCGGACGAGUCGCGGGUUAGCGCUAGUGACGCGGCAAAUUCCUUGAGCAUCAGCAUGUCUUCGGCUGAUAGUGUCUCAAUGACGUAGCAGAAGAGCACAAAGAAAGGCGCAAAGGGAGUGACGAGCAAGUUCCUGGGAAAUCGUGCGUUAGUUAAGCGUCAUUUUCAUAGGGAAACGGGAAGAGAUCCUACCAGUGUACAUAGGUUGCUUUUGUAAAGCUCGUCAGAUCAAUCUUGCUCACGCAGUCAUGAUGGGCACGGAUAGCCAUACGAGCCGCAUCCAGACACUCUUCGCUAAAGCGGCUUGGCGAGCCUUCGGGCGAUGGAAUCACACGAUACGCCAGCGUUAGCGUGACGUAGAACUGCACCUCGUCGCCACGGAUAAACAAGUCGACCAUAUCGGAGCAGUUCUUCUUCUCCAUGUACUCGUAUGCGCGUUUUCUCGACAUGGCGGCGCGAUCUUCCAAUCGCAGAAUGUCUUCAGCCAGUGCUCUAGCACGCGUGGCAAGCGUUGCAGGGGGACAUGCCAGCGCAGCAGGACUAUAUCUGUAGUGUAUGUUAGCAGCUGUAACUGCAAUUAGACAGACAAAUAGACGCUUGUUCUUACAAAAGUUCGUAAAUACGGCCCUGGAGACCGCUUACUUCCACCCACAUGGUAGGCACGCUGUCCGCGCCGGCUGGGCCAAAGUCGUCAAACUCAAACUCGCGGGCAAUGGAGAUGUCACAUUCCUGGAUGGACGAGGCACGGCCUAAGCGCAGACCUAGUGACUUAUCUACAGUAUAAAUGUGCCAAAAGAUGAUGCGCUUGAUGCGUGCAAUGUGCGGUGGGUUGUCCUUGAGAGCUUCGGCACGAUGGAAGCCGCCAGUAAUGCAGAGCUGGGCGCCGGCUGAUGCAAAGUGCCAAGCAGCUGUUGGUCGUGAGACGUCUACUGAGUAGAGACA